Molecule: messenger RNA, 3885 nt
Organism: Ctenocephalides felis (cat flea)
Lineage: Eukaryota; Metazoa; Arthropoda; Insecta; Siphonaptera; Pulicidae
Product: rapamycin-insensitive companion of mTOR-like
Exons: 16
Coding region: 1-3744 (1247 amino acids)
Biological process (GO): TORC2 signaling; positive regulation of phosphatidylinositol 3-kinase/protein kinase B signal transduction
Cellular component (GO): TORC2 complex
Molecular function (GO): protein serine/threonine kinase activator activity
Source: RefSeq, a predicted model, not a curated record
AUGCAGGAGGAGAAGGAUGGGAAAAGUAAGAAUUCCACUGAGCACGAUCCUGAAGAGAAAAGGCAACUGGAUUGGACCCAUUCUGCAAAACGUGCUUUCUACACGAUCUCGUUAAAGGUAAAAUUAAAGGAUUUAAGGACCAGGAAGAAGAAGAAUGCAGAUGCUCGAGAUAUUCGGAUCACAUGUAGCAGAUUAGCAUUGCUAUCAGUAUUACGUAGUUGGGCUGGAACUUUACAGUUUUGUAAUCCAGAUAAACCUUCUGGUCUUUCAUCUAUAAUAUCCAUUUUGUAUUUGAACCAACUAGAAGUCAGGAGAGCUGUGUUGGAUCUUCUGUAUGAAUUAGUGGGUUUGCCACAACCUGUUUGGACUGAUGAAUAUUCUGUGGCGGUGGCUGCUUUGGAUCCUACUGACUUUCAGGAUCAAUGGCGACUAAAUGAAGGAUUUGUAGUUGCAGAAUGUCGUAGUAUUCUUCCUACAUUAGUUAGUACUGUGCCAAGUCCCGCAGAACAACAUUUAGCAUUGCUUUUAUACUGUUUACUCAAUUCAGGGGUUCUUUCAGCCCUUGUUGAGGUCAUCGUAGCUUCUGAUACAUUUAUUUCAGUUAGAGCUACUAUUCUUUUAGGGAAAUUAUUAAAUAUGAUGCAUAUACUGUUGCCUCCAGAAAUUUAUAAUACAAGUCCAGCUUUGCCAAGUUUGAUAGCUUAUGCUUCAUCAAACAAACCGCAGGCUCUUGCUGCUGUUUCAGUAUUGGAGAACUUAAAUGCAAUUAUGGAAUGCAAGCCAGCUUCCGCAAGUGUAUUUUUGGAUCAGAUAUUGCUUUCAGGAUGCUUAGUUAAAUCUGACUGUAAUCUUAAUGAAUCUCAAAGUCCGACUUCAGACAUAUCACAUUUUGAUACUUCUAAUGUAAGCCAAGAGAAAUCUAUAAAGUUGCCAAAGAAAAAUAAGAUUUUUAAAUUUUUUACGGGUCUAAGUAAAGUUGAAGAUUUAAUUCGAGAUUCAAAUGUUUUAAUUGAUAAAGAUGGUGCUUCUUGGAAUUGGAAUGUAGUGAGAGCUGUUUUAAAAAGCACUCCAAAAGGUGUUUCUGAUGAAUCACAUUUGCGUUUCUUUCGGCGACUUGUGCAAUAUUUUUCACCAAGUUGUAAUCGUUUUUCUCACCAAGAUUUGGGACAUGGACGAAAUUCUUCACUUUGCGUAUAUGCUGGACUUGAGUUAGUUGAUUGGCUAGUCCGAUCUUCCCAUCCUGAUUAUACAUGUCUUCUGCUUGAACUGUUUACUGAUAUUUCUUCACAUGUUACUGCCAUUAGCAAAUCAAAAAGUGCUCAUGAAUGCCUUUUUAGUCCUCAACAUAUGUUGGCCACUUUAUGCCAAAUGUAUUUUCUGUACAUUGGUAGAUUAUGCAAAUACGAGAAAGGUUUAGAAUUACUGCAAGAAACCGAUAUAUUUUCAGAGUUUUUUAAUAUUGUGGAAACAACUAAUCACAUUUGUUAUGUGAAAUUGAUUGUUUCUGGACUAGAUUACACGUUAGAUGCAAGUCCCAGAAAAAUUCUAACUGCAGCGCUUCAGAGUCCUGUUCUAAAAUCCAGACUGUAUGCUACUCAAUUUUUAAUUGUUUUACUUAGAACAAAAGCUGUAGACUUUGUUGAAUGGGGAAUGCCAUUGUUAAUUAAGCAGAUAAAUGAUAAGGAAACAAGCAUUUCUCAAGUUGCUCUGGAAAUUUUGACCGAAGCUUGUCAUGAUCAGUUGUAUUUGAAAAAGCUAAUGAAAAUUUGGCCAACAUUGCUAACUCUUGGAGAUCAGGGAAGAUUAUUAAGAACACGUUUAUUUUCAAAAUUAGAAUCUUUAAAUUGUAUGACACGUGAAGAAAUUGUCACAGAAGUAGAACACUGGGCAAAUUACUAUAAUAAAAGAUAUGUAUUAAUUGUUGAAUCAGAAACACAUUGCUCUCUAACACAAAACAAUCGCAAUGCUGAUAUUACAUACAGUCAACGAGUGAAUUCAACUAGAAAUAGUAACACAUUAAUACUGCCCACAUUGCCCCCACAUCUGUAUGGACAAAUUAUUUGCACAAGUGUCGGUUUAGAAAUUUUACAAGGCCAUGGUAUGAUAAACGAAAUGAUUCAGUUUAUAGCUGAAGGGGUUAGCUCAAAUGAAAAUGACAUUCUUCAUAUGAAGGCGUGUAUCUGGGCAAUUGCACAUAUGACAACGAGUGCACAAGGUUUAAAAUACUUGUAUUCAAUUUGUGAAGACGUUAUAUGUAACAUAAUCAAACUUGCUAAAUAUUCUGAAGUCUAUUCUGUGCGAGCAACUGCUUUCUUUGCUCUGGGCUUGAUUGGUUCUACAUUCUUUGGUGCAAAUUUGUUACGAAAAUUAGGUUGGGUGUGUGUUCAGCAUAACAGAAAUGAAACAUGGCCAAUAAUACUGAAGGAUAAUCUUCAUGAAACCUUAAAUAAAUCUCGAUUGAUAUCACAAUCUUUUUACCGGGAACCACGAAGUUGGUUAGCAAAUCCUGAUAUUGAGAAAAGUUCUGAUUCUUUUUCCAGCAGUAGUUGGAAAGAGUACGGAACAUUUGGUAGAAAUUAUGAAACAAGUUCAAUAUCAGACCACUCAAAAAUUGAUACUGCUCUGACCACCGAUUACGAUUAUUCUAGUGAAAACCAUAACACUAAUAUGCAAAGUAGUACAACUUCCUUGAAUUCUCUAGAAACUCAUGGUAAAACGGAAAGUAAAUCUGAUAGCAAACUUUUAGAUUUUUGGAAAGAUUGUGGAUUUUCCUCACGGACAUUUACUGAUUUUACAAAAGUUCAUGAUUCUUUAGAAAACCCUAGAGAUAAUAUUGGUCCUUGCUAUAUGGGAAUCUGUCUUCCCAUAAAUAUAAAUGAUAUGUUUCCAUCUGAAGGAACUGAAAAGAAUAAUGAAUCUAUAAAUCAAGAUAUAGAUAAAUCAAGUGGCUGGUUGUCUGAGAAAAAUUAUAAUAUUCAAUUUGAUAUGAGUAAUUUUGAUAAUGAAACAUCAUUUAAGCAUGAUAAACAAAACUGUUUGCUGUGUUGUAGAUCAGGAAAAGUUCAAUUCAAACCAAAUGUUUUGCCUAAAAUUAUUGAUUGUGAUGAGAGCAUUUCUCAAAGCUUUAGCAUGACUCAUAUAGAUGAUAAGAAGUUAACAUUUUUGAUUUUAAAACAUAUUCAGCGAACAGCCAAUCCAGUAUGGUAUAAGCAAUCGAAACAGUCUUUACUAGAACUUAAACAAGCUCAUCCUCUAGCUUUCCAGGACAUUUGUUUGUAUUCUGAUAUGUGUAACAGUAUGUCAAACAGUACCUAUAGACUUAAUGCCAGAAGGUUUCUCCAAGAAUUAUUUUUGGACCUAAACUUCAAUCAGUUUUUCAGUGAAUGUGAAUAUAUAUUAACCAAUUUGCCAUCGUUAGAUUUUAUUUUACAUCAAGAUACAGAAAGUAAUACUGAAGAGUCGGAUGAUCAAGCCUCUACUUCUCAGAGUCAUUAUUCUAUGGGAAAUAAAGGUUUUAGUAAGAAAGAUGAAUUUAAUUCUUCACAAGAAUUAAAACAAGAAAGUUCACAGAACUGCAUAGCUUCUACCUCAAGUAAAAUUGAACCAAUUCAAAAGACUGAUGCUCUGCGAGUGAAUGUUUUGAACUUAAGUUGUACAAAAAAUAAGUUUCCAAUUACAAGCAGAAUUGCUUCCCAAAGUGUCGAUCAAAAACCUAGUUUUUUGAAUAAUAUGAGGAUUAACUAAUUGUUCAAGAUUCCAAUUAUUUUGAGGUGGUCUUCCAUACAAAGUGUAUCCUGGGCACGACGGUGGAGCACUGACGGAAAAGCGAAAACAGAGACGCAUUCGGACUACGUUUACAUCGGCCCAGCUCAAGGAAUUAGAACG